UUGAUGUUGUUCUCUUUGGAAAUGAAUAAAUUAUUCUUGCCAAAUGACCUUCAAUUUCUAGUUUAUCCUCGGGUCAAUAGCGGCCGGACAGUUUUGUGGCGAUGGCGGCAGUCACCAGGAAAUUCACCAUGACCCAGAAGUUCCACCGCCGACGGUCCCAUCGCCAGCCCUAUCCGGUGAGAACCAUCACGACCCGGAGUCAGGGCAUGGCCAGUGGCUGCUUCUUCGAGAGGCUGCCUGCAGAGGUCUUUGACAUGGUCCUGGACAGACUCUCUGUGCUUGAGAUCAGUGUGUUCAGCAUGGUGUCCAAGGCCAUCAGUCGCUACAUUGUGAAUCACAUCUCUACUCAGACCUGGAGGAACAGAAUGAUCCUACAGAAGAUCCAGCACUGCUCUUCUCCCUCCUCUCCUCCUCCCAAAGAGGACCCCGCCACCCUGGGACACUACAAAGCGCUGGGGUUGUUGUUCAAGAGGUGUACCCUGUUGCUACCUACAAAGGACAGGUUGAAGUUUAUAUAUAGCAAGUUCUCCCAGGUCCCGUGCUUCAUGAUGGAGCAGUGCACUGCCUCAACAGGCUGCCCUUUCUUCUCCAGCUACGGAGUUUUCUUGCAGGCGUUGAUUGCGGGCUGGGAUGAGCUUGAGUGUCACCGGGUCUUCAACUUCCUGUGCGACUUCACAAACCUUCCCCGGAAGAUCGAGUUGGUCGUCACUGGAAAGCCAGGAGCAUGUCAGCGGUUGGAGCUACAGAUCCGUGGGUUCUGUCGUCAGGUUCUGUUGGAGCCGUGGAGCAGCCGUAGAGACACUCUAUUCUGGCUCACCAGGAUCCUCCAGUCCUGGCCCAUGGUCUCACAGGCCAGGCUACUGUUCAUACUCUACGGACCACGGCUGCCUGACGGUUCUCUGGGCUGGCAGGAGCAGCUGGGUGCAGGAGUAGCCCAGUGUUCUCUGUGGGACUUGGCCAAGGCUGUGAUCCUGCUCCACAGUGACCUGGAGGCUAGAGACUGGACCACUGACACCGUACUGGCCAUACUGGAGGAACUCACAGUGCUCCCCCAGGCGUGGCAUGUAGAGAGCGUGGCCAGGCUGUUGAUCCUGUGUGGGAACAGUCUGUGUUACAGUAUUCUGGCUAGCAAGGCUCUCAACGGACGCCUCUUUGAGAUCUCACGACUCCUCGUCUACCUCAUACUGGUGUGUGAGAAGGACGGCUACUGUAUGAACUGGUCGGUGAGGAUGGUGCAGCAGGUGUGCCAGGUGUUCUUGUCGCCGUCAGACAGGUGGUCGUUCAUCCAGAGUGUUGAGAACAUGUUCUCAGAGGUUACCAUGGAGAUGUACGAGGUUGUCAUGGCAGGUAACCGUCAUGAGGACAUGGAGACCUUCCAGAGCCUCCUGAAUGCCAGUGCUCACUUCCACACUGAGAUAGUCUACAUGUUCCUCAAGAAGGAUUGA
Molecule: messenger RNA, 1445 nt
Organism: Salvelinus fontinalis (brook trout)
Lineage: Eukaryota; Metazoa; Chordata; Actinopteri; Salmoniformes; Salmonidae
Product: F-box only protein 47-like
Exons: 10
Coding region: 102-1445 (447 amino acids)
Molecular function (GO): protein binding
Source: RefSeq, a predicted model, not a curated record